AUGACUUCUUCCUCUAAUUGUUUCUUUCUUGUCUCAAUGGUAGUCUCGUUACUAUUUUUCUUAGAAUUUACUUCGACCAUGGCCUCAACAAAAGACAUUUAUGCCAUAUGCAAUGAUCCUUCUGCCAUUAACAAAACGUUCUGCCUGCAAACGCUCACAGCCUAUCCUCCUGCCGUCUCUGCAAAAAACAUGGACGAACUUGUGAGAGUCACACUCGACCUUGGAACAACCCUGGCUAAAGAAAGGGCAGGUUUUGUUGCCGGAUUGAAAAAAGAGGCUACUUUUAAAAAAUAUUUUGAGACGUGCAAUGAUUCCUAUUCACAAGUAGUGAAUUAUUUUGAAAGUGCUCGAUCACAAAUCGAUGAAAAACCACAUGGUAAAGACGGUGCAAGCUUAAUAAUCCUUGAAUCUUCUGACUAUACACAGCUUGUGAAGGAUACAAUCGGCAAGAACACAGACAAGACCUCAAAGAGGCUCAUGGAGAUGACAUUAGUUAUGGAGGAUUUCAUACAUAUAGCUUUUGCAGCCAUCAACUAUUAUUAA
Molecule: messenger RNA, 543 nt
Organism: Raphanus sativus (radish)
Lineage: Eukaryota; Viridiplantae; Streptophyta; Magnoliopsida; Brassicales; Brassicaceae
Exons: 2
Coding region: 1-543 (180 amino acids)
Molecular function (GO): enzyme inhibitor activity
Source: RefSeq, a predicted model, not a curated record